CACUUCCCCACUCCCUGCUUUUUCUUCCCCUUCUCACUUUCCUCUUUCCUAUUUCCUCUAAAUUUCCCUUCUGUCUCUGCUCCUCCUCCAAUUCUUCUUCUUCUUUGAAAUCACAAGGAAGUCUUUCUAAUGGCAACACUACCAGGUCAAGGAGAAUCCUUAGACCCCCUCACAUACAAGACAUCGGUCCUCAAAGUCUCCGUCCACUGCGAAGGUUGCAAAAGGAAAGUAAAAAAAGUACUUCUUGGCGUUCAUGGUGUUUAUGCUGUAGACGUCGACAUCAAGCAACAAAAAGCCAUAGUAAAUGGCAAUGUAGACGCAGCGACUUUGAUCAAGAAACUGAAAAAGUCUGGUAAACAUGCCGAGUUGUGGCCAGAAAUAGUAGCUGAAAAGAAGGAAAAAAAGUCGCACAAAUCAAAGAACAAGGAAAAACCGAUUGACCCCGAAACCAAUACUCAAGCUAGUGACGAUCGUAGCAGUCCUAAGAAGGAGAAACCGACAGUAAAAGUGGAAGCAAGUGAAAGUGGUGCUAGUUCAGCUAAAAAUAGUGAAGGUGGUGGUGGUGCAGUAAAAUUUGAGGACGGCGCUGCCAAAAAUGGUGGCGGAGGUGGUGGUGAAGUGGCGGAGUCAAAAUCUGAGGGGAAGAAACCGGAAACCGGAUCGGCCGGCAAACAGUUGCCUGUGACUGACAAAAAAGGUGGUGAAAGUGAAGGCGGUGAUAAGGAAAGUGAUGGUGGUAGUGACAAUAAUGGUAAAAAAAAGAAAAAUGAGGAGCAAAAAAAUCCGAUUGAAGGUAAACCAUCAAGUGGUGGUGGGCCAGCGAUUACGAGAUUGGAAAAUCAGCAUGCUGGCCCACCACCUCCGGUUAGUUUAAUCUCUUCACGUCAUCACCACCACGGGUAUCAAUACCCAUCUCAAUACUACGCACCAUCAUCAAGUGGUGGUGCACCCGAUCAUUAUGUUGGCCCGCCUCCAGUUAAUCUCAGCCCUCCACGUCAUCAUGGUUACCAAUACGCUGUGAGUUACAAUACAUCGUAUCCUACAAGCAGUUAUACGACAUCGUACUAUGCCUCACCACCACCGCAAUCAUCCGCUUAUGUGCAUCCUGGUCCAGAGACAGAACCUCCACCAUCUGAUUUCGACUCUUAUCCACGACAACCGUUAGAUUCGUUUGAGAUGUUCAGUGAUGAAAAUCCAAAUGGGUGCUUCAUUAUGUGAUGAGGGGCAUGAUUGGCAUUCCAAAUUAUGGGGUAUACUAAACUUAUACUACUUGUAUAUGUACGGGAAUACCUUCAUAUUGUAUGUGUAUAUGAGUGGACUGGUAGAGUAAUAACUAAGGGAAAAAUGACUGGGAUUUAGGGUUCUAUUCUAGUUAAUGGAAAUGUUUUUGUUUAGUUAUUUACUCUUUUGGUCCAAAAAGUUGCCUCCUAAUGCUAGUUGUUUGUUGCUUUUUCUCUCU
Camellia sinensis is the source of this 1459-nucleotide messenger RNA. RefSeq names its product heavy metal-associated isoprenylated plant protein 35. Gene Ontology annotation, molecular function: metal ion binding. Lineage: Eukaryota; Viridiplantae; Streptophyta; Magnoliopsida; Ericales; Theaceae. The record is from RefSeq and is a predicted model, not a curated record.